Molecule: messenger RNA, 1857 nt
Organism: Prorocentrum cordatum
Lineage: Eukaryota; Dinophyceae; Prorocentrales; Prorocentraceae
Source: the annotation of a GenBank genome assembly
AUGACUAAGCGACUCAGGCUUAUUGAUUUUGGCAGGGAGAGCCACGUAUCCAAUGCCGCCCUGUCACAGAUCCUGGUGGAUGCACGUGAGUUCGGGAUCCCAGAUGCCGUCAGUGGGGGGACGAUGCGCAGGCAGCGCAAGGCACUCUGCAGCCAGAAGACAUCCUUUGGCCCGCUGGUCCAGCAGCUUGAUUUAGUUGAUGACGACGGUGCUGCCAUGUCGGCUCCUGUUCAACACCCGCUGGCCGCCCUGGAAGUAGCUUGCAAGCAAUCCCCGCGCGUCAGGGACACGAUUGCAGGCGCAUUGCAAAAGGCGGGUGGCAAGGUCAGGAUGAUCUUGUAUACGGACGAGGUCACGCCAGGCCAACAGCUGAACUCCAGAAAUUAUCGCAAAUGCCACGGAAUUUAUUGGACGCUAGCAGACUUGCCGCCUGAGUUCCUCUGCGUGGAGGAGUGGUGGUUCACGUUGUCAGUUAUCCGCACCAGCCAGGUGGAUCGCCUCGACGGUGGGAUGAGCCAGCGAAUCAAAAGGUUGCUUCAUGUGUGUUUUGCCCCGCCAUACAAUUUGAAAAACGGCGUUCAACUCGACCUGUCGUUGGGCAGCCCGCAGCUAGUGUUCGGCGAGGUAUUUUGCUUAUUGCAAGACUUGGCGGCGCACAAGUUGUCGGCGUUAUGCAAGGGGCACUCGGGCCACAAACUUUGCCCGCUGUGUCAGAAUGUGGUCUCUCACAAAUGCCCGUGGCUGCCUGACCACACGGGGCGUCUUAUCUCGAGUGCAUGUUUAGAAGUGGACAAGUAUGUGGUCCACACGAAGGACACCGUCACGAGAGUUCUCGAGAGGUUGCAAGCCGUGGCGCAUGGGGGCGGCAACGACCUUCCCCAGUUGGAAACAUUCCUUGGCUUCAACCACUCGGACGAAAAUGCGUUUCUAUGCCCCGUGCUUUCUCUAGACAUGCCCAACUUGAUAAUGUUCGAUUGGAUGCACAUCCUGUUCAUCAGCGGCACUUUCGUGGUCGAGAUGUGCGCGCUGUUUGGUCGACUGGACGCGCACUCGUUAGGGCACGCGCAGCUCGGGGCAUUCUUGACGAAAUUUUGUUGGCCAGGCGGUUACGAAUCUGGUGCGAAAGUAUGUUGUGACGGCAAGUUCGGGGGAUCUGCCUCAGAGAUGCGAUCGGCAACGCCAGUCAUUGCAUUGUAUUUGAUGAACGUUGUUCGCCCGACUGGGGUUUGUGCUAAGGAAGUCGCCAGUGCCCUUCUCUUGUGCGAUCUGGUGGGAACGCUGACAAUCGUGAACGCUGUUGCCCCGAGAGAGCUGGAGACCGCUGUGCUCUCGCAUUUGCGCGCCCACGUUGACGCUUACGGGCGCGAGAUCUGGAUCCCAAAGCACCACUACAGUGUUCAUUUAGCGCCGAUGCUGCAGAAGUUUGGCUUCUUACUUAACACGUUUGUGCAAGAGAGAAAACACAGAGUUCUGAAAGCCAUGUGCACCAAUCGGCACAACACCACCAGCUUCGACACUGGAGUCCUCGAGGACAUGACGUGCCAAGGCAUGCAUGACAUCAGCGCCUCUUUGGACAGCGGGCCCUUGCGGGGGCUGAAGGAUGCCCAUCGAAAAGUGGUCGAGGCAAUGAGGUCAGCGAUCAGUGGCGCGAGGGCCGUUAGGUCCUCGAGGCGUCUUGUGGCAUGCCACAGGACGGUAAUGGCCAACGACGUCGUGGCAAUAGAUUCGGGCGAGGUGGUUGCAGAGGUGUGGUUUCACGCCGAGGUGGACGGGUUCAGCUGGAGCUGCGUGUCGCCUUGGCCUUUCGUUGAAGAUGGCAACGGCUGUUGUAAGUACCGCAAACAUGGGUUCCUGUGA